Molecule: messenger RNA, 3009 nt
Organism: Biomphalaria glabrata
Lineage: Eukaryota; Metazoa; Mollusca; Gastropoda; Planorbidae
Product: transmembrane protein 187-like
Exons: 2
Coding region: 425-1321 (298 amino acids)
Cellular component (GO): transport vesicle
Source: RefSeq, a predicted model, not a curated record
UGCCAGUUAUAAAAAAUGGUUUCAUAGUGAUAUUUAUCAUGUGCUUCUGUUCUUUGUUCUUGUACAUUAGUACUGGUAGGGUUUUUGCAUAGUGGAACAUGUGAAUUCUAUAACAAUACUUUUUUUUUCACGGCACGAUAGCAUUAAUAAUACAGAAAUAAUUUAAAAAAAACAAACAAAUAAACUGUUAGUAUAUGACCUAGUUCAGGAAAGUUGUACUUAUUUGCCUUUAGAUGGAUCAUCAAAAAAUUUACAGAAAUUCACAUUACUUUUAAGGGUGCAGUACACCAUCUCUGCAAUGUUGUGGCUAACUCUGCAUUGCAUGAUUAGGUGUAUCCCCAGAAAGCUUACAUUCUUGAAAAAUCACAGCUCACAGCCCUGCAGUGCCUUGCUCACUGCCAAUAUUUAAAGAAGUGGAUAAAAUAUGGAAACAUUUACUACAUCUGCAAUUAGUAUUUUAGUGCCUUUCAGUUCAAUGCUAAUUUUAGCUUCUAGUGGUUUUUUGGAUAAAGUUGAGCAUGAAAUUGGUCUACAGUAUUAUGCAGAACCAGCCUGGAUUCCUUUUUUCAGUUUUAUGCCGUUUAACACCUUAAUCAAUUUUGCAUACAUUGGAUAUGGACUUUACUGGUGCAUUUUAACUAAAGUAUCUGUAGAUCAUGGAAUCUUGAAGGAAAAAGAUAUUUUUAUGUUUUAUACUUUUAAUUUCAUGUGCACCGUUUAUGGAUUUGUUCAGUUAAUGAGGAUAAUUACACAGACUACAUUUUGGGCCAUUAUGGAUCAGUGGUGUACUCUACCAUUUUUCUCUCUUCUAUUCAUUUGGGGACUAUAUUAUCAACAUGGAUGGUCCACCAGCAGAGCAGGAGCUAUUGUCUUGAUUUCCCUGAUGAGCUAUUUUUUGUCUCUUCAAUAUAAGAUAGGAUUUGAAAUAGCAUUAGGGCUGCAUAUAAUCGCAGCUAUUAUUGGAGCCUAUAUUGCCUACCAAAAACACAGGGCAGCAGAUUGCAUGACUUCAUUUUACUUAGCAAUAACAUUUUGCUUUGGCUUUGUUGUUUUAAAGCUUCUUGACCAUUAUUUGGCAGACAUUUUCAUUGUGUUCAGGUACACCUCAGGUCAUUUUCUUAGCAAAAUUUGUGAUGUAGCGCAGAUAGCCUGUGUGAAUAAUUUUUUUUUUGACCUCACCUUACAAAAAGAAGCUGACUUUAGUCAUGAAGAAAAGAAGAAAUAUUUUGAGAAAUAUGAUAAUGAAUAUUUUCAGAAAGGAUUCACCAAUGACAUUAUGUUUGAAAUUGUUAGAAGACCAAAAACAAAUUUAAUAAAUUGAUUUCUUUCGUUGUAAAGUACUAAUAGUUAAUGUGCCUUGACAUUUUGUGUGUAAAAUUAUAUCACUGUUGGUAUUUAAAUGUAAAGUUUACUUUUUCCAUACCAUGUUAUGAAAUUUUAAUUAGUUCAAUUAGGAUGAUAUUUUUAGUUUAAUAAUAAGCAACAUCUGUGAUAUUUAUUCUUUUUUUUUUUUUUUUUUUGUAUUUUAUUAGCAGGUUUCUUUUGUAUCUAAUGCAUAUUAUAUUCACAAAUGUGUUAAAAAAUUCUAAAACAAGAUUAAAGGGACAGUUUUUUGUUUUUCAGUAGGCCCUAUGUGUCUGGGAUCUAGAUUGUCUGCAUGUCCUAUAACAAAAUUUGAUGAAUAUCCUUAGAUUUCUCCUACAUGUCUUUUAAAGAUAUUAUUUCAUAUGAGGGCACUAUUUGGAGAUCAAUAUAUUUAUUUGUAAUGCAUUUAGUGAAAAUGACUGACCUGCUGGUGUUGCUUUAUUUGAUAUAAACUCAUUUUGUUAUCAUGUUAAUUGUUUUAAUUAUCUGUUUUCUCUGUAAUAUUUUAUUUUUCAUUUUCUAUAGAACACAAAAUGCACUCGAUAAGCAAGAACAAAAUACUGUGGAAGUCAGAUAAUUAGAACUCACAUAAAUGGAAAUUCUGCUUAAUUUCAAUUAGCUUUAUUUUUUUUUAUUCUUUUUUGUCCUUACUGAAAAAGUGUCAGGUUCCUGAUAGUUCAAAUAAAACAAUGACUGUUUGUUCUGUAUGUCUUUUUGACCCACCCAUAACAAGCAUGCAGCCACAUGAGAUGUUCACCAAUCUUUUAACACUCUGAUUUUACUUGAUUUUCAACUUUGGAUUGUGUGUGUUUUUGUGUUUAUGAUAUAUGGUUAUUUUUACAUUAUGAAUAAGCGUCCAAUGGCCUAGCCUGGGUGUGUGCGUACCUAGUGAGGAACAAGAAAUGGCCAACAAAGUCUCUCCCAUUCUCCCUCCCCCUCACAGUUCAAAAAUAUGCCAUGCUGUUUAGUUUAGUACAAUUUUCUUUGUGUCCAUCAAACUCAGACUUGCUUACCCCUUUUUUUCCUAUGUAACCAAUCAUGUACACUGUGUUGUAAUCAGUGAUCCGACUGAAUUAGACCAACAACCACACUUCUGGACAGUUAGCAGUAACUAUAUUGCUGUUUUAAAUAGAAUGGCAUUGUUAAGCUCUUCAGGUCCAAAUCCUUUAAAAAGAAAAUGCAAAUCUCAUGCAUAAAACUUAUUCUUCUGUUUAAGGAUUGCACUAACAAGAGAAGUAUUUUGUAUGCUCAACAUAUUUAGUUCUCUUGUUGCAGUGUUUAAUUGCUUUUGAAUCACGUCACAUAUCAAUAACUUCACAAAUUCUAUCAAUUCUUUUUAAUAUUAAUAAUUUAAAAAAUGUAUCAUUCAUAAGUACAGAAGUCGGCUACUUUGUUAUUUUCUCCAGAAGCAAUUAAUUGUUAAAACAAUUUUUUAUAUAUACAAUUUUUAAAAAAUUAUUUUGCUGAUUUUAUAACUAUACUCGGUAUAUAAUAUUUUAAUGUAAUAAAUCUCAUUACCGUAUAACAAUUUCAUUAUGAAAAAAAAAACUGUUUCUUAAAGCUCUGUAUUUAAAUAAAAAUAUAAUUGGGAAAGGGGAAGGGAAAGAAAUACUUUUAAGUCCUGGAGAAGCUUAAAAAAAAUAA